Molecule: messenger RNA, 1880 nt
Organism: Bombus impatiens (common eastern bumble bee)
Lineage: Eukaryota; Metazoa; Arthropoda; Insecta; Hymenoptera; Apidae
Product: protein PTHB1
Exons: 8
Coding region: 156-1853 (565 amino acids)
Biological process (GO): cilium assembly
Cellular component (GO): membrane; BBSome
Source: RefSeq, a predicted model, not a curated record
GGCUGUCACUUUGAGCAGCUUCGAGGUUGGCAUAGUGGUUCUCGGCGAGAAACAUCUGUACUGUCUAAAGGACAAUUGUACGUCGGUCAAGUACGCCAAGAGGCUGGAAUACAAGCCGCUCUGCUUUCGAGCUUACGUUAUCGGUAAUUAGCUGGAUGGUUGAGGUCGGUUCGUGCGUUAUCGGUUCAAUGGAAAACACAGACGCACUGAUCCACCUCACGAUGCUUUCAGAACCGGACGGGAAGUUGAUGGUGCUCGUAAUCGCCGACACAAGCACUCUCAUGAUUUACGAGGGUAGCACGUUGAAAUGGUCGGCCCAACUGCCUUUCGCGCCGGUUGCCGUUGCCAGAGUUCAAUUAGAGCACCUGCAGGGCGUGAUCGUAGUCUUGUCAGCCGAUGGUCGACUGGAAGCCUGCUACUUAGGUUCGGAGCCGAGUUUAUUCGUCGCACCGCCGCUUCAUCCACGGGGUUACGAUUACACCGCAGCGGAACAGGAGUUGGCGGAACUGCGAGCUCUCUCGAGGAAGAGCAAGGAUUCCGAGGAUCGCACCAGCGACGCAGGAAUGGACGCGGAGCUCAUAGUAUCGAUAAACGUGUCGCUGGAUUCGAAUUCGUCGGAUCAUCGUUCAGACAGCGAGGUGGAGGCGCAGCUACAACCGAUCUGCAACGUCACCGUAGAGUUGUCGUCGUACGCGGUCCUCAGCGACGUCCAGGUCUGCGUCGACGUAUCCAAACCUCUGGUCGUCGCUGACGAUUUCUACGCUCUUCCGAAUCUCUGCGAGCGACACGCGACGAAGACCCGGGUGUACGUGGACGGGGAUUUGCCGGCGAUCUCUUCGGAAAUUAGAGCGACCGUGACUUACCGAACGGACGCAGGUGCCUUAAGAUCGGUGCGAAGAACCAGCCAAUUGCCCCUGAAGACGAUGUUGAGAAGCUGCCCGCCUGAAAGCUCGGCCUCCUUCGUCACCGUGAUCAAGAGCGGCGCUCCUUCGCUCACCUUCACCCAGCUGUUCCCCGAAUUCAGCGCGGAUCAGUCGCAAAGACAAGGGUGGAACGCUCUGGGUUUGCGGCACCUGAAUUCUGGCUACACGGUCACCGUCGUUUCCGGCAAUGUCGGAAAUCGAUAUCGGGUACAGUCCAACGACGGGUUGUCGUCGACCUUGGUCGUUUCUCGACUGAUCGACAGAUCGAGGAGCAAAAAGGAGGAAAGUGUCGGGACGACCAUAGGACAAAAUCAUAUUCGGUUGGUGCAUCAACGGAUAGACGAUCAUUUUGCCGCGCGACAAAAGAUUAACGGAAUAACGAACGAGAUAGGUCUGCUGACGAGUCAGCUGAGAAAUGUGGAAAGAAAAAUGCUGCGAGCCGUGAGAGAAAGAAACGAGCGAUCUCUGCCCGAUACCGGAUUGCCGUUCCUCUUCGAUUCCACUUGUGACGCGAUCUUCGCGCUUCUCGAGCAACUCGCGCAAGCGCGAGCGGAACGAGAACGGGCCGGCCACGAGCUUCGAUGCAGCGUCGAGUUGUUAUUGUUGCUGGUACGAUCGAACGCGACCAACGAUAAAUACGAAGCGCUGCGGGCAGCGAUCGGAUUCGAACCACGUCCGUGCGAUCGUUUCGACUGGGAAGAAAUCGCCGACGCGGCUCUGGCCGCUCUGCUGAAGUCCGUUUUGAAAAAGUCUGGAAGCUCGGAGACGCGGCCGUCGUCGACGUGGAACGCGCUCACACCCAUCGCGUCCAACAAGGAAGUGAACAAGUUGAAGACGCGGCUGGUUCAGGCGAUUCGACGACUCGAAGGCUCCAGGGAAUCCGACAUCGCGGAGAUCGAGCCGAACGACGGCAACGUCGAGUCCGCUUAGUAGCUCUCCUCCUGCUUAUUUUCGUUC